AUGGAAGGUCUUUCGAUGAUCCUGAAAAAGUGUAUUGAUGAGGAGGUGAAUUUUGCUUACCACCAAGGCUGUGAAGACCUCAAGUUAACUCAUUUAUGUUUUGCAGAUGAUCUUUUUAUUUUCUCUCGAGGGGAUGAUGUUUCGGUUGAAGUGAUAAAACGAGCUCUUCAAAUGUUUGAAGUUCGAUCGGGUUUGUCUCCGAGUCUCGAAAAAAGUGAGGUAUUUUUUGGAAAUGUGCGUUGGAUGUUCAACAUGCUAUUCGAAAUUGCCUUCCGUUUCGUCCGGGGGUGUUUCCUAUUCGGUACUUGGGUGUUCCUCUAUCUCCAGUUCAUAAAUGGCCAGGAGUUUCAUAAUAACUCUACRSUUUAUGACCUAAUGCAACGAUUUGGUAAUGAGUGGCCGGAUGAAUGGAUACAAAGAUUUCCCCAGUUGCAGCAAAUUCAGAUUCCUUCCCCUAGUCCUUUUGAGGAUACGRUUAGGUGGCUUGAGCCUAAUAAUAAUAGGMAGCUUUUUAUGGUAAAGGUGGCUUGGCAAMCUUUGCAAGAAGUGGGACCUAUUAUGCAUUGGUACAAGGUGGUUUGGAAUAAAGCAUACAUACCUAAACAUGCUCUCUGUAUGUGGAUGGCAUGUCAGAAAGGACUACCGACCCAAGAUCGACUUUGCCAGUGGAAGCAUGAACCUCCUGAUCUGAAAUGCGUGUUUUGCAACUUGGUGAUAGAAACGCACAAUCACUUAUUCUUUGAGUGUAAUUAUUCGAGUAGUAUUUGGGAGGGAAUAAAGAGGGAAAUAAGGAUCCAGAUGUGUUCGGAAAAUUGGGAGGAUAUUCUUAAUAUAGGACGAUUGCAAGGAUGGAAAUUGUGGCCUACGGUUCAAAAACUGGGUAUCUCGGCUACAGUGUACCACAUUUGGAUGGAAAGGAAUAGAAAGUCUUUUGACAAUCAUAACCAUACUGGAGCUCAAGUAGUGGCUGAUAUCAAGACUUAG
Molecule: messenger RNA, 984 nt
Organism: Cynara cardunculus var. scolymus (artichoke)
Lineage: Eukaryota; Viridiplantae; Streptophyta; Magnoliopsida; Asterales; Asteraceae
Exons: 2
Coding region: 1-984 (327 amino acids)
Source: RefSeq, a predicted model, not a curated record